Molecule: messenger RNA, 1413 nt
Organism: Drosophila erecta
Lineage: Eukaryota; Metazoa; Arthropoda; Insecta; Diptera; Drosophilidae
Product: beta-1,4-glucuronyltransferase 1
Exons: 3
Coding region: 1-1413 (470 amino acids)
Source: RefSeq, a predicted model, not a curated record
AUGGCGAGCCUAAGUUUCUGCAAUAGAAGAUAUGUCCGUCUGUGGACAGUGCUCAUACUGCUCAGUGUGGCACUUCUGCUGGUUUGGAGGAACUUGCAGCAGGCUCGGAAACUUGCCGCAACUUCAAACGGCGGUGGGCACAAGUCGGUAGGAUUUCUGCUGCCCAACGACUCGGAUGCAUCCAGGGCUCCUGCAAACUAUUAUGCGGACUAUGAUCAGCAGCCCAAAGUUGUCCGGCGGGAGGACUCCCCUCGCACCAAGGAGCUGCAAUCAUUGCUCAAGUGCCGCAACCGAUCACUCCGCUUCCAGAGGCUUCAGCACGGAGACUUCUGGCUGCUCCAGAACCUAGUGGUUGGACGUAAGAGUCGGGAUGUCGGCUGCGCCGAGUCCGUGACGUACACCACCAACGGGGAUUUCACGUUCUUCGAUAAUCUCGAAAUGGUGGUCUCACGUUGGCGUGCGCCAGUAAGUUUCGCCAUCCACUCGCCCGGUUAUGAUCUGAACACCACACUGGAUGCCAUUCGGUAUGUGCGAAACUGCUUGCCGGAGAGCGAUAGCAUCAAGGACUGGGUCUCGUUCCACGUGUACUUCCCGAACCGUCACAUGCCGGACUACGUGCCAUACGACGAGGCUGAGGUGCUGAGGUGUCCGCAGAUAUGCACGUUGGUAUCGCCGCCCUACGCAGGAAUCCCUCCUGCGGCGAGCUACAAGUCCAGGGCGAACCUCACCUACCCCAUCAAUGUGGGCAGGAACAUAGCCAGGCAGGCGGCCAACACCCACUUCAUCUUCGCCUGCGACAUCGAGCUGUAUCCCAGCGUGGGCUUCGUGGACCAGUUCCUGGACAUGGUGGCCCGAAAUCACAGUGUGCUGGCCCUGGAUCCCAGGCAGCGGAGAAGGGUGUAUCCGCUGCCCGUUUUCGAGAUCGAGACGGGUGUCCAAGUGCCGGCGAACAAGGACGAACUGCUGGCCCUCCAUCGCAAGCAGCAGGCACAGGUGUUCCACCUGAAGCUUUGCCCCACUUGCCACACGAUACCAGGCCAGGCAGAGUGGCUCAAUCGCACCUCCAGGGCCGAUGACCAGCUGCACGUGUUCAGCAAGACGCUGCGCAAGUGGAAGUUCCGAGCCUGGGAGCCCUUCUACGUCAGCGACAACACGGAGCCACUGUUCGACGAACGCGUCACCUGGGAGGGUCAGUCCAAUAAGCGCAUACAGAACUACGCCAUGUGCCUUCUGGACUACGAAUACCACGUCUUGAGUCCAGCGUUUCUGGUGCACAGUCCUGGCAUCAAGCAAUCCAGCAAAAGAGACGCUACUCGCAUUCAAUACGCGAAGCAAAUGACCAAAUUUAUCCAGGCCAAAAUCGAACCCGAAUAUCGUAUACUCUUCGGAGAUAGCGCCGCCUGCAGGACGUGA